GGAAAUACAGGCGGGAUGACAGAUAAUAUACUUGCUUCAAGACUUUAUCGUCCAGGAAGUGUUGCUUAUGUCUCUCGAUCCGGUGGGAUGUCCAACGAACUCAAUAAUAUCAUCUCAAUCAAUUCAGAUGGUGUCUACGAAGGUGUAGCUAUCGGUGGUGAUCGUUUCCCUGGUUCAACAUUUCUUGAUCAUAUUCUACGUUAUGAAAGUAAUCCUGAAGUUGGUAUGAUUGUUGUAUUGGGUGAAGUUGGUGGUGUUGAAGAAUACGCCUUAAUCGAUGCUGUGAAAUCGGGUAAAGUGAAAAAGCCAAUUGUAGCCUGGUGUAUUGGUUCUUGUGGAGAAUUAUUAGCCGCUGUAGAUGAUACAGGCAGUGGAUCAAUUCAAUUCGGUCAUGCUGGUGCAUGUGCUAAUUCAUUGAAAGAAACAGCUACAGCUAAGAAUCAGGCGUUGGCUGAUGUUGGGAUACAUGUACCCUCAUCAUUUGAUGAAUUGGAUCUGUUGAUUAGACGUGUAUUCGAUGAUCUUGUGCGUAGUGGUCAACUGAUACCGAAACCAGAUCAUUCACCUAGAACUGUACCAAUGGAUUAUUCAUGGGCAAAAGAAUUAGGCCUGAUUCGUCGGCCAGUUGCAUUUACCUCGACGAUAUGCGAUGAUCGUGGUGAAGAAUUGCUAUAUGCUGGAUUGCCUAUUAGUCAAGUGAUUGAAGAAGAAUUAGGCAUUGGUGGAGUUCUUAGCUUGCUAUGGUUUAAACGAAGAUUACCUGAAUAUGCAAGGAAAUUUCUUGAACUUUGUUUGAUCAUCACAGCUGAUCAUGGUCCAGCUGUUUCUGGUGCGCAUAAUACAAUAGUGACAACACGAGCUGGAAAAGAUUUAAUCUCAAGUCUUGUCACGGGUUUAUUAACCAUUGGUGAUAGAUUUGGUGGUGCAUUAGACGCGGCGGCACGUCAAUUUUCAACUGCUUAUGACACGGGCCUAUCACCUGUUCAAUUUGUGAAUCAAGAACGUCAAGCGUCACGUUUAAUUAUGGGCAUUGGUCAUCGGAUAAAGUCGAUCACAAAUCCAGAUAAACGUGUCCAAUUGUUAUCAAAUUAUGUUCAUCAAUAUUUCCCAGCUACACCGAUUAUUGAUUAUGCAUUUGAAGUAGAAAAGGUGACCACUUCUAAGCGUCCAAAUUUAAUUCUAAAUGUUGAUGGAAUGAUCGGUGUAGCUAUGGUCGAUUUACUAAGAAAUUGUGGUCAUUUUACAAGAGAAGAAGCUGAUGAAUAUGUCAAUAUUGGUACAUUGAAUGGUUUAUUUGUCUUGGGUCGAUCAAUCGGUUUUAUUGGUCAUUAUUUGGAUCAAAAACGUUUACAUCAAGGGCUGUAUCGUCAUCCAUGGGAGGAUAUAUCCUAUAUGCUACCGAAAGAUCUGUAAUCACAGAAGCGAGGACAUCCGCGCGCGCGCACAAACACACACAAAUAAGAGAUAUUUAAGAGCUCUAUAAUACACAAACAAAUAAGCAAAAAUCAUUAAGUGUCUACUCCCUAUGCGUGUGCGUGUCUCAUUGUUACUUAAUUUCUUAUUAUUAUUAUUAUAAUUAUUAUUUAUCGUAAUCAUGUCAAGUGGAAUGCAUUUCCCUCACUCGCCCCAUCGACCCUAUACCCCGCCUCACUCCAUUUUGUUGUAUCUCUCAUUCAUUUGGCCUCCUUCUCUUUUUCUCUCUCUCUGUGUGUAUCUGAGUAGAGUGUUCUGUUGAAGGGUGAGAGGGAGAGAGAGCGAGUUCGAUCAAAGUUGAGGGUCUUAAGAACAGAGACAGAGGAUAUAAGGGUUUGGGAGUUGGUAUGGGAUAAGAACACGAAACAACAUAGCGACGGGUGUCAAAUGAUGGGUGUCGGAGAGAAAGAGAGAGACAGGAUGAAAAUAACGUUUAUUCGACUUAUUUAUUUAUCAGCUCUAUCAUCCUCAUGUAGGAAUUAUCGUCAUUCUCAUCAUGAGAGGUAUUCAAUCAUUCCUUCUCCACUACUAUUAUUAUUACUUCUAUUAUUUAUAAGAUGGGGGAGUUUUCCAUAUUCAUUUCCACAUUCUCUAACCCAUUGUAUCUUUUAUCUGUUUAUUUUGUCCACUACUUAAUUCUACAUUCUCACCAAUCAUGUGCCCUUCCUCCCCCUUCGCCUGCCCCUUCCUCCUCCUCUUCUACUGUUCUAUUCGCUCAUCUCUAUCACUUACGAUUGAAAAGAGACAUAGGGGAUCUCUGAAUCUGUCUAGGCGCCUAUUUGUGGACUUCAUAUCUUCAUAGACAUUCAUCUACUACUAAUCUUUUAAAUACUUCAAAUGGUUGUGCUCUAUCUAUCUGUCUAUGGUUGUGAACACUGCACUGCAUUGCACUACACAGCACUAUUACUACUAAGUCGACAACGAUGCCGACGACUGCUACUGCCUAACACUACCGUCGUUUUAGUUGAUAACAUGAAGGAAAGACUGAUGAAGGCUUCAAUUUGAACAAUGACAAUAUAAGUAGUAGUAUUCAGUAGCAUAUAUAUGUGUGUGUGCGUGUAUGUGCAUGUGUAUUUUCUAAUGAAGUUCGCUCCUUUUUUCUACCUGCCUAUUUGACUACUUGUUUGUUUCCGUGUUUUUUUCUUUUUUAGAAAAUUUAUAAUAGAAAUAAGUAAAAGUUUGUCUAUUUAUUGAUUUAUUAGAGAAACUUUAUUUUUUCAGAAAAAAUCUUAGAUAUAUAUAUAUCCAUUAGUGUACGUUUUUUAUCUUCAGAGGAGGAGCGUUCAUUGUGUGGAUUUAGGUGGGGUUCUGGACUGUUGACUCUCGUUAAGCAUCCUUCCAUCUAUCUUCGUAUCUUUCGUCUAUCAGUCUCAUUUCCCUCUCUCACUGUGUCUCUCUUAUACGCAACCCUCUUAUUUAUUUAUUUGUUGAUGUAAUAGAGGAGAAAAUAAAAUAGUAUUUCUGCUCAUUUAUCUGUCUUGCUGUUUCUCUCUUUAUUUUUAUUACUUCUAUUGAAGUGCACAUUACAUUAUUACUAAAUACUGUUACAUUAUAAUAAAGUGUUAUUUAGUCAGAGAAAUCAC
Trichobilharzia szidati is the source of this 3056-nucleotide messenger RNA. Lineage: Eukaryota; Metazoa; Platyhelminthes; Trematoda; Strigeidida; Schistosomatidae. The record is from the annotation of a GenBank genome assembly.